AUGAAACACGUUAGUAUUUUAGUUCCGGUAGGAGAAUCAGUUCUUAGUUCUAUUGUAGGGGCUUACAAAGUUUUCAAUAAAGUUAAUGAAUACCUUGUGAUGAGUGGGAGGGAUGAAAAGGAUUGUUUUGACAUUGAUUUAGUAGGCUUAACAGAUGAGACCAAUUUAUAUCAAGGGCAUUUCAAUGUAAAACCAACCAAGAAUAUCAGUGAAGUAGAGAAAACAGAUUUGAUUAUCAUCACAACGAUCAUAGGUGAUAUGGAGAAAGAACUGAAGGAUAAUGCUGCAUUUGUACCUUGGAUGAAAAAGCAAAGAAUGGAAAACAAUGCGGAAAUUGCUAGUUUAUGCGCAGGUGCAUUCCUAUUAGCUGAGACAGGCUUGUUGAAUGGAAAAUCUUGUUCUACCCAUUGGGUGGUUGCAGAUGCUUUUAGAAAUAGGUAUCCUCAAAUAAAUUUACAAAGUGAGAAAGUUAUUUGUGAGGACAAUGGGAUUUAUUCCAGUGGAGGUGCUUAUUCUUUUUUAAACUUGCUAUUGCACCUAGUUGAAAAAUAUUCAGGUAGGGAAGUGGCUAUUUUUUGUUCUAAGCUAUUUGAGAUUGAAAUAGAUAGAGACAAUCAAAAUCAAUUUACAAUCUUUAAUGGUCAAAAAGACCACAUGGAUCAACCCAUAAAGAGUGCGCAAAGCUAUAUAGAAGAGCACUUUAAAGAGAAAAUUAAUGUAGAAGAGUUAGCAAUGAAAUUUGCACUUAGCAGAAGAAAUUUUGUCCGAAGAUUUAAAAAGGCAACUUCAAAUACACCGAUUGAAUAUAUUCAAAGAGUAAAGAUUGAAGCAGCUAAAAAGAGUUUGGAAUCUUCAGCUGACUCGAUCAACAAUGUAAUGUUUGAGGUGGGUUAUAACGACCAAAAGUCGUUCAGAAAUAUUUUUAGAAAGUAUACUGGAUUGACUCCUUUGGAUUACAGAAAAAAAUAUAACCGAGAAGCUGCACUUAUAUAA
Molecule: messenger RNA, 993 nt
Organism: Penaeus vannamei (Pacific white shrimp)
Lineage: Eukaryota; Metazoa; Arthropoda; Malacostraca; Decapoda; Penaeidae
Source: RefSeq, a predicted model, not a curated record